AUGAACCGCCUGGCCGUUGGGGAGGUGCCUGCGGCGGUCGCUCUGUUAUACAAGGAGAGCGAGACCUCUGCUCACUCGCCCACGGUGGUCUCGAACACCCAGCGCAUGGCAGCAGCGGGGGGUAGUAGAGAAGUAGGAUCUACCGAAAAGGGUGAGAGCGAGGAGAGGAAGCAGGGCAGUGUGGACCGCAAGCGCAGAAAUAUACCAAUGUAUCGUAUUAUAUUUAUCAACAUAUCGAAUAGAUUACGGGAAACUGAUCACACAACUUUACCGGUAAUAAGCACUGUCCUGCAAACAUUGAAUCCACAGUUCAAUAAACGUUUUGGGACUAUUGAGAAGAACGCUAGAUAA
This is a messenger RNA of Arctia plantaginis, 351 nucleotides long. The record is from the annotation of a GenBank genome assembly. NCBI's taxonomy places the organism in Eukaryota, Metazoa, Arthropoda, Insecta, Lepidoptera, Erebidae.